This is a messenger RNA of Equus caballus (horse), 1804 nucleotides long. It is a transcript of the gene SMYD3, whose product is annotated as SET and MYND domain containing 3. Gene Ontology annotation, cellular component: nucleus. The record is from RefSeq and is a predicted model, not a curated record. Gene Ontology annotation, molecular function: protein binding; histone H4 methyltransferase activity. NCBI's taxonomy places the organism in Eukaryota, Metazoa, Chordata, Mammalia, Perissodactyla, Equidae.
GCAGGGCGCACGCGCGCGGCUCCCGGCAGCCCGCGAGACGCCAGCUGCGGGACACGGCGGCUCUCUGAGGCGGGAGCUGAGGAGGAUGGAGCCGCCAAAGGUGGAAAAGUUCAUCACCGCCGACAAGGGAAACGGGCUGCGCGCCUUGGUGCCACUGCGCCCCGGGGAGCUGCUCUUCCGCUCGGAUCCCCUGGCGUACACGGUGUGCAAGGGGAGUCGUGGCGUCGUCUGCGACCGCUGCCUCCUCGGGAAGGAAAAGCUGAUGCGAUGUUCUCAGUGCCGAGUUGCCAAAUACUGUAGUGCUAAGUGUCAGAAAAAAGCUUGGCAGGACCACAAGCGGGAAUGCAAAUGCCUUAAAAGCUGCAAACCCAGAUAUCCUCCAGACUCUGUGCGACUUCUUGGCAGAGUUGUUUUCAAACUUAUGGAAGAAACACCCUCCGAAUCGGAGAAGCUUUACUCAUUUUAUGAUCUGGAGUCAAAUAUUAACAAACUGACUGAAGAUAAGAAAGAGGGCCUUAGGCAACUUGCAAUGACAUUUCAACAUUUCAUGAGAGAAGAAAUACAGGAUGCUUCUCAGCUGCCACCUUCCUUUGACGUUUUUGAAGCCUUUGCAAAAGUUUCAGGUUCCAAUGAAGUCUGGCACCUGUGUGUGUCAUCAUCCUCUGAGGUGAUCUGCAACUCUUUCACCAUCUGUAAUGCAGAGAUGCAGGAAGUCGGUGUUGGCCUAUAUCCUAGUAUGUCUUUGCUCAAUCACAGCUGUGACCCCAACUGUUCGAUUGUGUUCAACGGGCCCCACCUCUUACUGCGUGCCGUCCGAGACAUUGAGGCGGGAGAGGAGCUUACCAUCUGCUACCUGGACAUGCUGAUGACCAGCGAGGAGCGCCGGAAGCAGCUGAGGGACCAGUACUGCUUUGAAUGUGACUGUUUCCGAUGCCAAACCCAAGACAAGUUAUGCCCAUUGCUACAACUAUCAUGGAACCCAGUGGGAAGUGCACAAAGGAUUGUGCCUGUGGAAGCUGCAGGACGUUUGAUCUGGUUCUUGGUGGAUGGAGAGGAGUUUGUUUGGAUGACUAAAUUGAGGAAGAGCCUUCCAGACAAAGGGAAUGGGAUAUGCAGAGAGGAUGCUGAUAUGCUAACUGGUGAUGAACAUGUAUGGAAAGAAGUUCAAGAAUCCUUGAAAAAAAUUGAAGAACUGAAGGCACAUUGGAAGUGGGAACAGGUUCUGGCCAUGUGCCAGACGAUCAUAAGCAGCAACUCAGAACGGCUUCCCGAUAUCAACAUCUACCAGUUGAAGGUGCUCGACUGCGCUAUGGAUGCCUGCAUCAACCUCGGUCUGCUGGAGGAGGCAUUGUUCUACGGUAUUCGGACCAUGGAGCCAUACAGGAUCUUUUACCCGGGAAGCCACCCCGUCAGAGGCGUGCAGGUGAUGAAGGUUGGCAAACUGCAGUUACACCAAGGCAUGUUUCCCCAGGCCAUGAAGAAUCUGAGACUGGCUUUUGAUAUUAUGCGAGUGACACAUGGCAGAGAGCACAGCCUGAUUGAAGAUUUGAUUCUACUCUUAGAAGAAUGCGACGCCAACAUCAGAGCAUCCUAAGGGAACCCAGUCAGAGGGAGAGGCAGCUCACAGCUGUGUUGAAUGCCUCACCGAGGUCACGCACUGUACUCUGUAUGCGCUGUGACGUACAGAGUUGGAAGUGCUGUUCUGGGUUUGUGUAGGUAAAUAAAGCAGACAUAUGAUUUCAAACCACAAGAAUCAUUAGUUGUAGAGAAACAAUUAUAAUAAAUGUAAAAAUUUGGUUGAAAA